This is a messenger RNA of Symbiodinium natans, 1464 nucleotides long. The record is from the annotation of a GenBank genome assembly. Lineage: Eukaryota; Dinophyceae; Suessiales; Symbiodiniaceae.
AUGGCGGCAGAGCUGCCGCCGCCUCCUCAUCGGUCGCCAAAGCUGCUCUUGGUGCUGAUUGAUGGCUGCCGACCAGAUGCCUUGUUGGCAGCAGACGCGCCCAACGCGCGGGCACUGCUUCGGGGCGCGAAGGCUGGUGCCGAACGAUGCGCCUUCUCCCUUCACUCCCAGACAGACCCGGUGCCCAUCUCGGCACCUUCCUGGGCCACGCUGCUCACCGGGCAGCCGGCAAGCGAGCACCGCGUCGCGAGCAACGACCUGGACUCCCUCCUCGUUACAGAUGCGCAGGGGCAAGUUUUCGUGAACGCGGCCCCCUGCUUCUGCCGUUCCCCGCGGGCCUCUGCCUGCUUCGUGUCGGCCUUCAGCGAGGCCAAGCGCCGCCGGGUUGCCGGACCCAAGGCGCUGCCGCCCACGCUGUUCCACCGGGUUGCUGAGCAUGGGGGACAAUGCCGCCUUCUGAAUGUCGGCUGGGCCGGCGUCGCCAAACUCUGCGGAGCAGACCAGGACAGGUUGAGUCUGCUGGGUGGACGCCUCAAGGUCCAGCUCUACCGUGACGAGGCGAGCGAGCUGUCAGUGGCGGUCGCAGACAUCGUGUCCACACUUGAGGACCUUGCUGCGGAUGCGCCGGCGGUCUUGGCGCUGUAUACUCAUACGGUGGACCUGGCUGGCCACAUGCACGGCUUUUCAUUGGAUGUGCCGCAGUAUCUGGAGGCCAUCGAGCACGUCGAUGCUUGCCUAGGCCGCCUCCGUGCGGCUCUGGCUGCCCGACAGGGGCACAAGGCGGAGGACUGGCUCCUGGCCGUAACUACUGACCAUGGUGGAGGUGCCGCGAAGGACAUGCCCAGGGAGCUCUGGUCCUCCUUCGUCGAUUGCGGCUGUCUCCAUCAAGGCGUCUCUCAGGCUGGAUUUGAGGGUGUCCACGGUUUGCAAGACCUGGCGACUCACAGCACACGGUUCCUCAUCCUCGCCGGAUCCGCCGUGAGGCCAGGAGAGCUGACUCCGCCCCCAGCCGCGCUGGAUCUGCUCCCCACGCUGCUGCGCCACCUGCGCUUGCCGAGCGACGACCUCCCGGGGCAGAGCCGAGGUCUCGAGACCACUCGCCCGGUGAUCCCGAGGCGAGCUGGCGGAAAAGUGAACAGGGAAGGCCGGAUCAACGGGGACCUCAACCUGUCCAGAGCCCUUGGGGACUUCUUCUACAAGAAGAACCGGAGGCUGGCGCCCGAGGCGCAGCUGAUCUCGCCACUUCCUGAGGUCCGGUGUCGCCAGCUCAUCGAGCGCGAUCGCUACUUGCUGCUGGGCUGCGACGGCGUUUGGGAGCGGUUUACGAACCAGCAGGUGGCGGACUUCCUGCUGAAAAGGCUCCCAUCUUCGCGUUCCAUCUCCCAGGCGUGCGCCGAGUUUCUUGACAGCUGCUUGGCAGCGAACAGUCAGAACGGAGCGCAAGCCCUAAACCCUAAACCCUAA